AUGACGGUGUUGAUAUGGGCCGAGCCCCGCCAGCGCAUGAUUGGCUGCAGGAUGGAAUGGCAGGGGGACCUUCCACAGGAUCAUGCCUUUGUAGAGCUCCUGCUUCCUGGGCUUCCCAGCGAGCUGGAUAUCCAACAGCUGCUCCGAGACACAGAGGACAAACUCAAACUCAAUGCCUGCAGUAUAGAACAGAGUCUGAAGGAACUGCAGGGGAAGAUGGGUGAGUCCUGGACGGGGGAGCGUCCACCCAGCCCAACGGAAUGUCUGCAGUGGUUUAACCCACGGAACCCCAGCACUGUCAGGCCUGUCGCCACAGGAAACCAGGAGCUUCUGGACUUCCUGAAAGCUCUGCUCAAGUACCUUAGGACCGAGGAGGAGGGGCGAGAGGACGUGACCCUCCAGCUGCUCCACAACAUCUCCUCCCAGUGUGGCGUGUCCUUCCCCAACACCACCCCCUCGCCCACCCCCCAGCAGCCCGGCCCCUCGUCACACACCUCGGUCCACACGGUCAGGGACGACAGUGCUCUGGAGAGCCAUGAGGUGUGGGACGAGGUAAGGCUCCGGCUGCGGCGCCACCUGCUGGACAGACUUUCCUGUCCCCUCCCCGUCCCUCAGCGCAUCUACUGUCUGCAGCAGCUGUUCUUCCUCUACCCAGAGUGGGAGGUGCUGACGCGCUACCAGGGCCUGAGGAGCCAGGCUGUCCUGUCUCUGCUCCACUCUGCCCUGGCCUCCAGCCCCGGUGGGAAGGAGACGGGCUUCGACAGGCUGGCCCUGGGGCUCCGUGCUGCCGCCCCGGCCCUGUGCUCGGCCCUCAGGGAGGAGCUCCAGGUUCUCAAUGGGGUGGCCAAGCCCCACACCAUUCUGGGUUUCCUGAAUGCUGCCUACCUGAACACUGUGUCCCAGGAGCUGGGCGCCAUGAUGGAGAGAGAGUGUGAGAACGCCCUAAAGGACAACACUACGCCGAGCGGCGGCAAGGGGAGGAAAAGCUCGGCCAGGACCAAGGCGACUGUAGCGCCUCUGGAGCUGCCCCCCAGGAGAGGCAGGAACUUCAGCCUAACAUCUCACCAGCUGAGGGUCCUGACCCAGCUAGCCUGCACUCUGCUGGGUCUGGAGAGCCAAGUGGACGAGCUGGCCACUGAACUGGCAUUCAUCAACUGUGCUGGGGAGACUCCCUGCAGUGUGAGAGGAAUAUUGAAAAAGACCAAAGACGACUUGGAUAUGACCACUGUGGAUGGUAGCAAGACCACGGCAGAGACGCUCUUCCAGAGUCCGGAGGCCAUUGUUCUGGAGUUUGAUUGGAGGGCUGCGUUCAGGAAGCUGGUGCCCCAUAUGGCUCACUGUGUCAAGGUGGUGCUGGAAGAUGUGUGCACCAAGAGUCUGCAGCAGGAGGAGCUGUCACACACAUCUGGCUCCGCCCACAUGGUCCUGACUAACACACCCCACAGAGAUGACUCCUCCCUCACCUGCCCAGAGAGGGACCACCCCAAGAUGGUCGCCAAGUUCUGUGGCGACAUCAUGGGGGAGUGUGAUGCCCUCCUGCCCCUGGCGGAGGCGUGUGGAGAUGCUGCCCUCCUGGAGGUGCGCUGCAGCUUCGUGGAGGUGUGUGCCUGGGUCACGUCUGCCAUCCUGGGCCGUGUGGAGGAACGGGCAGGGGAGGUGCCCUCUGCUGCCCCCUUGAAGAACCUGAUUGCUCUGCUGGGCACCAGUAUGUACAUCCACCAACGGCUGUGUCACUACGAGGCCCAACUCAGAGAGACUAACACCACCGCAGCCAGAGUCCCCAUGACACUGCUGCCCAUCCAGAGGUACCAGGAUGUGACGGAGCGCCUGAGAGAGCAGCUGGCCAGCUACUGUGUCCAGGUGUGCACCAGCACUAUCCUGCAAGACGCAGAGAGCCACCACUGGGCUGACCCCAAACCCUUCUACGAGGGUGAUAGGUGUUCAUUCUCAGUGCAGAUGUGGCACUACUUCCUGACUGGGCUGCGUACUGACCUGUGGUUGGCUGUGCCGGGCUCUGUGGGGCGGGACGUGCUGGCUCAGGUGACCAGUGAGAGUCUGCAGGUUCUGGUGCAGAGGUACUCCAGGGCACGGCCCUCCUACAAGAGGCACCUGCAGAUCAGGUGUGACAUCACGGUGGUGCUGCUGUGUGUGGAGCAGCUCAUGUGGAGUGUGUGUGAGCGGCCCGAGGCGCUGGCGCAGUCAGAACCAUCGGUGGCGGGCUGCGUCUGGGUCGCCUCAAUCCACAGCCUGUGUGACCAGCUCCUGACCACGCUGGUCAUCGUGACCGCACCCCUGCCUCAGCUCUACUGGACUUUCCAGUACAGGCCUGGAGAGGGCUCUGCGCCAGCUCUGGCCCAUUCCCCAGGCAGCCCUGGCAUACACUGGCUCAGUGCCAUCCACCCUGGCCUGUUCACCCAGCAGGCAGCACGGGAGGGCCUGGCGGGCGAAGCGGCCUCCGAGUGCCAGCUGAGGCUGCUGACCUCUGACCCAAGAUGCAGUCCCAGGUUGCUGCUGACCGCCAUCCUGCACAGAGACUGUCACCUGCUGCGUGUCCUCCUGGAACACUCCCGUAAGACAACACACUCUGAUGGAAAUACUGACGGACGGCCUCUGGACCUGUGCCACGGAAGGAACACAGAUGAUCCCCCUCCCCCUCGGCCCCUACCCCCACCUCCCACCCCCAACCCUCACCACACCACGCCUGCAGCGACCCCCACAAGGACAUCCUGGCAGAACCCCCCACCUCGAAGGUGCAGCUGGGGAAUGUUCUGUAUCAUGACGGCUAAGGUUGAAAUGGAAGAUUUCUGCAUGGAGGAGGAGGCAGAUGCUGAUGCUGUGUCUCCUGUGAAGAGCGAUGCUGGAGAUGAGUUUAUGGAGGCUAUGUACAACGUGCUCAGCUCUCUGAACAAUUUCCCCAAAGCCCUGACUCUGGCCCUGGAGACUUACUUUGACAGAGGACACUUAUGGGACUAUCUAUACAGCCUGGCAGAUUCAGUGCGGCCUGUCCCCGUGGUGAUCAGCUUUAUCCGGGCAGUGGUCAACCAGCCUGUCCACUGCCUUCUGGGCCAUCUGGUCACCAUGGUACUGGCUUGGCAGGCCUCUGAGGAGCCCUGUUCCCCCCUGCUCAGACGGGACGUCCCAGACAACAUCCUCACUAAAGUCCCCAAGGAGUGGAGCUAUAGCCUUCAGACACCCAAGGGGAGGGAAUCAGCUAAGAGUGUUGUGAAUCUGGUCCUCCAGGCUCUCUCCUUCAUCUACACUAACCUGCCCUCGGCCGUGGCUUCCCUCCCCCUGCCAGUACGCUUCCUCUUCCACACCGCAGAGAAACACCUUUCCCAGCAUGCUCGGCAGCUGCGCUCCACAGGCCUUCUCCUCUGGGCCCUCCUUAGCUGUCUCUGCCAGUGCCUGGAGGACCCCAACUCACUGGAGCUGCUGUGCGGCUUGCCUUUGGACCGGGGAGCCAAGGAGAGACUGGCCCUGCUGUCAGAGUGCCUCCAGGGGACCAUGGGCCAGAGCCAGCAGAAGGGUGUGCCCAAGCCCACUGUGCACAAGGUACUGCAGGCUCUGGAGGAGAGGAGGCCCAAGUGGUGCUCCAUGCAGCUGCAGAAGGCCCGCAAGCUCUGCUCCGAGAGUGCGUUUGAGUGGGGCGAGAGUGGUGUUACACAGGAGGGGGGCGGCGGUGUGGCUGAGGCGACUGAGCAGAAAAUAGGGCUGAUACUCCUGGAGAUUUGCCACAAACCAGGUGGCUCCGAGUACCUGAGGCAAAUCUAUCAUAUCAUCCAAGUCAACGAGCCACUGUUGAGGUCCAAGCUGUGUGUGUCCAGUGACCCCCCAAUUGACUCUCCUCAGACAGUGACCUUUGACCUGGGAACAGACCGCCCUGGUCACCCCUCACCCCGGUUCAACCCCCUCCACCAGUUUGACCACAUCGGCAGCAACAAGUUUGACCAGAGGAGGCUGCAUAGCUUUGCAUAG
This is a messenger RNA of Salvelinus namaycush (lake trout), 3975 nucleotides long. Its product is annotated as KIAA0825 ortholog. The record is from RefSeq and is a predicted model, not a curated record. Lineage: Eukaryota; Metazoa; Chordata; Actinopteri; Salmoniformes; Salmonidae. The transcript is spliced from 21 exons. Bases 1 to 3975 code for a protein of 1324 amino acids.